This is a messenger RNA of Colias croceus (clouded yellow), 3184 nucleotides long. It is a transcript of the gene oc, whose product is annotated as homeobox protein OTX1-like. Gene Ontology annotation, molecular function: DNA-binding transcription factor activity, RNA polymerase II-specific; RNA polymerase II cis-regulatory region sequence-specific DNA binding. Gene Ontology annotation, cellular component: nucleus. Lineage: Eukaryota; Metazoa; Arthropoda; Insecta; Lepidoptera; Pieridae. The coding region runs from base 455 to 1897 and encodes 480 amino acids. The record is from RefSeq and is a predicted model, not a curated record. Gene Ontology annotation, biological process: regulation of transcription by RNA polymerase II. The transcript has 5 exons.
CGCGGCGCGUUAGUGUCGACGCAACAAUACAAUAGAACUAUUUUACAUUUUGAACCGUGUAUCCCGCGCAUUACAGCUACGGCCCGUAUUGACAACGAAUUUACACAUAGAUUAAAAAUUAUAAAAAAAAGUUAUUUGACAGUUCUAUUCGCGGCGAACACAAUCAAGGACGGUGUAAUUAGGAAAUUUUGGAUAAGUGCGUCUUUUGCGAUAAGAUAAUUUUUAUAGGAACGUCAUAUUUGUGGCGUGCUCGUGAGUGGUCGAUCGCUUAUUUUGAAGUGAAUAAGUUUUAUUUUAGUGCGACGUGUUGGUUUUGGAUUUUGGUGGUGAAGGAUAACCACCAAAAUGCUAUCCCGAGCGUGCGCACACACCAGCCAUUAGACUAAAAACUACCAAACAUGCUCCACACGCGCAACAUGGCAACCCGGUGACUAAUUUCCAUCACCGACACGAGAUGGCGCUGUUAACGAACUCCUCCGCGAGCGGGCCGACGGCGGCCCCUGCGGCACCUCAAGCGCAUCACUCGACUACACCGCUACAUCACUACUUUCAUUAUCUGAAGCAGCCUUCGCCGCUGUCUCAGAAUCCGUACGCUCAUCACUCGAGCGCGCAUCAUAUGGGCAUGGGGCCUGGACCGCUUGGGGGGUUGGGGCCGUUUGGACUUACGCAUCAUGGGCUUGAGGCUGUGGGCUUCCCGCAAGGCGUAAACCCCAGAAAGCAGAGGCGAGAGCGUACAACAUUCACACGGGCACAACUAGAUGUGCUCGAAGCACUCUUCGGGAAGACGAGAUAUCCUGACAUCUUCAUGAGAGAGGAGGUCGCUUUGAAGAUUAACCUGCCGGAGUCGAGGGUUCAGGUCUGGUUCAAAAACCGCCGCGCGAAAUGCCGGCAACAACUUCAGCAACAAACCAACACGCAGAUAUCUAGCAAAUCCUCCUCUGGUUCCAAAACAAUAUCGUCCACGAACGCGAUAAAAAGCAGCAAUUCCUCCUCAAAGAUAUCCACAUCCAAAUCCUUAACUAGUUCGAGUUCCACGACACAAAACACGUCGAGUAUCACGACGUCAUCACCGAACCUACCCAUAACCCCCACAACGUCAGUCAGCCCACCAAUCAAUGUAAUCUGUAAGAAGGAAAGCGCUCCAUCCAACUACGACUCUUCUCCUUUAAACAAGAAUUUAUCACUCCAUCAUUACAAUUCGAACGACUUAAGAAUCAGCGGGAAGGACUCCUCCCCGUCCGAUACUUUAUCCAACGUCCACUCUUAUGGUGUGACUCCGAAACAGGAGUUAUAUUCGAGCCCAAAAAGACUGGACUAUUCGAGUAAAGUCGAUUAUUCGGAGAAGUCGUUCGGCAGUAACCUAGUUAAGGACCAGUAUAGCUCCCGUUUGACUGGCAACCUGACUCCGUUAGGAUCUAAUUCCUCGAUAAUGACUACGCCCUCGCCCCCCAUAACUCCGCAGAGCCUGAACGGGCCGGGGAAUGUGUAUCACCCGGACAGCUACAAUAGCUUCCACUGGCCCGGCAGCUCGGAUUAUAUACGAAGUUAUUCGAGCUCGCACCACCAUCAGGGAUACGGGCAGAGCGCGUACAAUUCGCCGUAUUAUCCUAGUCAGAUGGAGUACUUCAACGGCGCCUCAGUGAACCAGUCCCACGGCAGCCACGGCCACAACCUCGCGAACGGCAACCAGCUCUACAACCAGGUAUCGUUCGGCAACCCGUCCCCGCCCGCCGCGUGGCCCUCCCACAACAUCCUCUCCUCUGGCCCCGAGUCCCCAGAAAACCAAUCCCAAAAUUCCCCACACCUCAGCAUGCUACAAGCCUCCCAAAUCACCAAUUUCUCCAACUCGGGUAAUAGCUACUUCGCCCCGGAAAAGUACGGCAUUAAUAUGGUGUAGUAUCUCUAGUCUUUUUCUAGGUUAUUGUAAAUAUAGGCGGCAGUGUGUCCCAGCGGCGCUCGGUUCGAUUUCGACUCGUUUUUGUUUCGAUCUUUUCUACUUUCAAAUGUUCGACACAUUUCUUCGAUCGUGCCGUCGACUUUGGCGGAAAUGUUUCAUUCACUUUGAAAGUGGGCAAAAUCGCUUGUACAUUUAUACAUAUCACACCUUGACUUGCGACGAAGCGAGCGUCGUUGCUAUACACUGUCUAUAGUUAAUUGCAAAGGAGAUUCUGUCUAUACUUUGUAAAUUUUCAUUUUGGACAAAUGCGCUUACCGUGUUUUCUUGCCACACAACUUAGUACAAAAUCGUAUCCCAGUAAUGUAAAAACACAGUAACUUAUCUUAAUUAUCACCAAUAAAUCACAAACACGGUUUUCGCAUUUGUCCAAUUUAAUAUUUACGAAUCGUUCUAAGACUUUUAUUUAAAGCGGCUUUAAAUUCAACGAAUUAUUUAACUGAGGCCUAAUUACGGCUGGCGAGCCAUAAAAUUCCAAACAUUAUGUUUUGCAAUGUACAUUCCCAAGUCAUAUCAUUUACUUUUAAAUUAGGCUAUGUCUAGUGACUAUCGCACUUGCGUUAAAACUAUUGUAAAUAGAGAAUAAGAAUUUUUAUUUUUAAAUGAAUUUGUAAAUGUGCGUGCUACGAUUGUAUAUGUGACUUAGUAUAAAGUUAUGUGUUAUUCCUAAACUGUCGGCAAAUCGCUGUGAUUCACUUUCGUUAAUGUACAGUCGAUGUAAAUUAAUUUAUAAUAGUUUAAUUUACUUACGAAAUAAAUGAAAUAAUCGUGUUUCAUUUGAACUUAAAGUCAACUUUGGGAACUGUCAGUGAAAUCGUGCAUUUCAUUUAGAUGUAAAGUGAAUGAAACGAACAAUACAAUUAUUGAGAGAUUACUAGGUUAUGUAUUUAUGCCUUGGAAUGUAUUGAUUUCGAUUAAUAAAUAUAAUUUGAAUUUAAAUCAACGUUUGAAUCCAAAUGUCGUGUUCAUUUAGCGAAAUUAGUACAUUUAUUUAUUACAUUAUAAAUACAUUUUGCAUAGAUUUGUUUUUAAUUUAAUUUUCGGAAAUGUAGAAUGAAGUAAUUUUGUAACUUAUAGUACAUUUUAUGCUUGGACAUAGAUAAGUUAGGGUUAAGUACAUUCAUUGUACUAAGUUCGAUAAAGAGUCAGUGUAUUUUUUUUAAGUUAAGUUGUAUUAAUUAUUGAUAGCUAUUGAAAUAUUGAAUCCGAAUAUAUGCAUAUAAAAUACAA